Messenger RNA from Bipolaris maydis ATCC 48331, 207 nucleotides. The record is from RefSeq and is a predicted model, not a curated record. NCBI's taxonomy places the organism in Eukaryota, Fungi, Ascomycota, Dothideomycetes, Pleosporales, Pleosporaceae.
AUGAACGCCUUCAGAGACUCUGUUUCCUCUACCCCAGCCGCUGCAUCAGGCGCCCCGACUCCAGCUUCAGCCACCGCUCCCACUUCCACUCGCGAUACUCUCCACGCUGCUUCAGCCGCGCUAGGGCUUACAUCUCAGGGACUGGAUCUCUGCCCUCACUGCUUCCGCGAGCUGUCGCAUUGCAACGAGAGGUUCUCAUUCUUCUGA